Molecule: messenger RNA, 5879 nt
Organism: Psylliodes chrysocephalus
Lineage: Eukaryota; Metazoa; Arthropoda; Insecta; Coleoptera; Chrysomelidae
Source: the annotation of a GenBank genome assembly
UACUAUCUAAAAUUUUGCCUGGAAAGUUGAUGGUUUGGAAUGCCUAAUGAAUAGAUUCUGUCAAAAAUAUCGAAAAAUGUCAGAUACCAAAUGCUUGUAUCACAAAUGUUAUGAAUCUUGUCAAUGUUAUUCUUUCAAUAGUUAUGAUUUUAGAGAUUAAGUGUAACGAACUCAACGAAGAAAUUGUAUUCCCUCAAGAUUCUAUUGAUCAACAGCUGGCAACUGAGAAACCAGAAGAAAAUGUCGAAAUCUUCAAAGUGUGCGAGGAUGGUUUAGGCUGUAUAGAAACUGAUCAGACUUGGUACCAUAAAGAAUACAGACCUGUAAAUUUGAGACCUUUGGCUAGGCAUAUUAUAAAAACAGACUUUUUACUGAUCAAAAAAGCUAACACGGAAGAAGAUCAAUUAUUGUAUACCAGUUUUCAACCAAAACAAGAUUCAAUUAAAAGGGCAGGAUUUUCUAAUGAUUCAGAGCUCAUGAUUCUGAUACAUGAUUUUACUGGAAAUGGAUAUACGGGGUGGAUUAAGCACUUAUCCCACAAAAUACUAGAAAGCUCUAUGGACUACAAUUUAAUAUCUGUAGAUUGGCAAAGAGGUGCUGAACCUCCAUUUGAUCAGGCUAUAGCAAACGCUAGACUCGUAGCCCUAGAAAUACUAAUACUAAUGAAAGAAUUAAAGGAGAAUAUGGGCUAUGGUUUGGAUGAAAUUCAUAUUAUUGGACACGGUGUAGGGGCUCAUAUAGCAGGAUAUGUUGGAUACUCAUAUAAUAAAAUUAAAAAAAUCACAGGUCUGGACCCAAGUGGACCUAGAUUUGAAGGGAUGCCAUUCAAUGUUAAGUUAAACCCUAGAUGUGCUAAAUAUGUUGAAGUGAUACAUACUGAUUAUUAUCAAACUAGAAGCCAAGGGAUUAGCGAAAAUUUGGGCCACAGUGACUUUUUCGUUAACGGAGAACAAGAACAACCGGGUUGUUCAGUAGACACAAAUUUUAGCAAACUGGUAUCAGUAGAAAGAGGAAGUUUAAAGGAAGGCGAGAUCCUACCAGGAUGCAGUCACAAACGGGCAUUUAAGUACUUCAUCGAAUCAAUAGGAAAUAAAAAUUGCACGUUUCAAGGAAUUAGGUGUAAUAAUCUACAGGAUUUUCAAAAUGGUAAAUGUACUAACUGUAACUUACCAGGACAUGAUUGUAGAUUGUUUGGUUUAAAAACUUAUCUGGAAACUUCCGAAAACAACAUGUUUUUUCUGAAUACUGCCAGUCAUUCUCCGUUUUGCUUGUUGGAGUAUAAAAUAACAGUCUUUAUAAAUGAUGAGGAGAAAAAUGGUUAUUUUGAUUUUAUUUUAAUCGAUGAAAAUGCUGAUGUAUCAGAAGCCUAUCUGUCACCCGAAAAUGGGAAUAACUUUAGAAAAUUACUAGGUGGUCCUGAACACCAUGAAACUGGUAACAGUUUUAUUUAUUUCGCAACACCACCCAAGCUCCACAACAUUCGAGAAUUAAAAGUUAGAUGGAAUGAAAAAAUGUCUCUUAGUUGCGUUUUCUUUUGUAAAAAAACGAUUGCUUUACAAAAGGUUACUAUCUCGUUUUUGGGUACAGGACAUAAUGAUGCCAGCGAUGAAGUGAGUUUCUGUCCUGACAAUAAAUUUCUACAAAUCCAGAGUGAAGCGUAUGUUACAUUUAAAAGAUGUGAAGAAGCUAGUCAACAUUUUUCUCAAAAACAGACACUCAGUGAGGUAUUUACAACAGUUAGAACGUCAUCGGAAGUUAAUCAACUAAAAGAAAUUACAACACUAAAAGACCAGAAAGAAUCAACCAAAAUAAGUACUUUAAUUUCUUCUGAGAGUAGUAUCCAAAUCACUUCUCCAUACAAAUCAUCAGAAAAGUCUGCAAAUUCUAACGAACUUACCACUAAAUCUACAACUCUCUUUACCACCGAGACUGAUUCUCAAACCAAAUUGAUAGAGCAAGAGGAAUUUGAAGGAGGAUGGAAAGCAAAUGUUGUUAAAACAUCAAAAAAGAAUGAAUAUUUGAACAACACAUCAAAAACGUCAUUUACUACCAAAAUUAUUUCUCUAACCAAACUGGUCGAAACAGAAGAAUCUAAAGAUGUAUGGAAAUCAGAUAAAACUACUGAAAAUGCAACUGCUACCAUGCAUAUAUCCAAGAAGAUAUUUGUAGACGAACCAAGUUCUUCAUCCAUGGCUCAUUUGGAACGUAAGAAAUAUGAAGAAAAUGAAGUUACGCCUAAAUCUCAGCAUUCAGAUCGAAAAACAUAUGAAGGAAAAUUAAAUAAUAUUAAAAUGUUAAACAUUAUAUCAACUGAAGAUUCAAGAGAGGCUAAACCUAUAAUUAAAAUUAUACCUGCUUCUAAAUAUUUAGAUUCUCAUAAUGGAGAAUCAGAAUAUUUAAGUAAAAUUAAUACAGGGCUGAAAACAAAAUUUGUUUCUGAAAUUGAACAUUUAACUGAAUCUAAUGACUUGGGACCAGACUGGCAUGUCACUAGCGAAAAAGAAUCUAAUAGAAUUCAAGAUUUUAAUACGCUCACCUCCAAUUUAUUUGCCUUCGAACCAAAUAAUGUUGAAUCCAGAAUAAAAACUAUAAAUAAAGAUUUAACAUCGUCUAUUACAUUUUUAAAUGAAGUUCCCUAUCAGGAAUAUCCAGGUGAAGUUAUGUCUACGUUUAAAUCACGAAAGGAUCCUAAAAACACUGAAGACCCAAUUGAAAUAAUAACUAAAUCUAUGAAAAUGUAUACAGAUGAAAUAAAAUCUCCUUACAAAAAGAAAUUGAAAAUAAUCAAUGAUAAUUUAGGCAAUAAUGUAAAUCAUGAACCAAUUAAUUAUUAUAGUAAAGGUUAUAUUAAGAACAAAAACAUUGUCAAUAAAGCAAUAUCGCCAAAGCUGGAAGAAAAAAAAUUUGAAUGGGCAAUGAGAGCUUUCAAUGAUAAUUUAUCUAAAAAUGUAAAUAAUGAAACCAAUGAAGUAUCUAAUGAAAGUAUGCAUUCAAAUGACGAUGGUCAAUGGAAUAAUCACUUUGCAAAAAGACCAAAAAUGAUCGACUCUUCAAGUGAGGUUAUCUUUAAAGAUAUGUUAAACACCAACAAUAAGAAGAUAAGACCAGUUCCUAAUACUAGUAAAGAAGAAAACUUAGUUCCCACAGAAAUAAAUUACCAAAAUAGACCUUUGAUUGAAGAACAAGAUGAACUUGAAGGGGUAUCGAGAGCUCCUUUUCACAAACAUACCAAUAGAGUUGAAGAAUCAAUGGAAAUUACUUACAAACCUGAGCAUUUAAGUAAAUUUAUAGAUAGAAAUUUAAUUAAAAAUAAUAAUUUCGAAUCUAUAACCAAUGAAAAUAUAAAGAAACAUAAAGAUUUUAACAAAUUUACUGCUAAAACUAAAAAUAUAGCAGAACAAUUAGAUAUUGAAGCCAAUGAAGAAUCAAAUGAAAAUGAAGAUGCAAAUCCUAAAUCCAAUAUAGAAACUAGCAAUCAGACUGCUUCUGAUUUUGUAGGACAGGAAGUUACUCCAAGAUUCAAACCAUAUACUAAUGAAACUAAUGAUCAAACCCAAUCUGAAAAUAUUGAAGGAAAAUUGGAAGAUAACGAUAAUGUAAAGGAAUAUGUACUAACGGGUUCAGUUCAAUAUUCAACAGAAGUAAGCCUUAAAAACCAUCUGACCAAAUUUUGGUUUAGGAAUAAAGAAAAAUUUGAAGAUGACCAAACAGAAUCUCAAUUUGAUCAGCCGAAGAAAUUUAAUAAUAGAUUAAAGUAUGCGACUCAAGAACAAUUGUCCGAACCCAAAAAAGGGUUUGGAAUCAAAUACGGCAAUCCACAUUCAAAGAAAUUUAGAAACAGAUUUGAAACUGCUUAUAAAAACUCAACAAAAGAUGCAGUUGAAGAAAUAACUGAAUAUUCAGAACCAAAUCAAUUAAAUUAUCGAACGAAAUCAUCUUUUUUAAAAAACAAUGGGAAGUUUAAAUGGGAAACUAAAGAAAAUUGGUCCAACAGAGUUAUGUCUAAAGCUACUGCUAAAACAAGUUCACCUUUUCAAAAUUUAGAUGACGUAAAAUACAUGAAAGUUACUGAAGAUAUUGCUGAAGAUGUAAGUGAGCGUAUAAACAAAGGUGAAAAAAAAUUUGAAGCCGAUUUCCAAAAAACCUUUGAAGAAGAGGAGACAGAUACUACAGUGGUGAUUGGUACUAAUAAAAAUACGAAAACAGCUGAAGAUGGCGAGCUAUUUACUCUUGAAGUAAGUUAUGAAAUCACUUCUGAGCAGGAUGAGGGAAAAUUGUGGCAGCCUACAGAUGAAUAUAUAUCUAAACACAAGUGCACCAAAAUGGUUGAAUGUUUACAACAGGUUACUACUAAAUUCACUACAGGUAGUUCUACAACAAAAAAAAUAUCUGAAGAUGAAGAUGUAUUUAGUUCUCUGAUAGACGCUGAUGAUAUGAGUGAAACCACAACUAUUUCAGAUGACUUAGUUGGAGAAAAUCUUACGGAAGUACAAAUUAAAUCCAUUAUCGAUAAUAUUACGAACUAUCUAAAUACCGAAACAGAUGAAUACAUUACAGAAUAUAUAUUUAAACAAAAAGACACUACAGAAGAAGAUACAACAAUUUAUCCUGAAUCAGAAUCUAUACUGUUACCUGAGCAAGUUCGCAGGCAAAUAAAAAAAUAUAAUUUAAAGAAAUUUGAAUAUGAUCAUCCAAAAAAGAUUAAAAAAAGUUGGAGAACUAGCGAGUAUUUAAACGAUUUAACAAACGAAGCGCAAAAAUUAUUUAAUCCGCCAUCUUAUCAUUAUACAACAUUUGAUAAAUCAAAAAACAGAGAUGAUAAAAUUAAAGCUAUCAUCAAAAAUUUUACAAAGUUUGUAGAUAUCGACAUAGGUGAAACUACGCCUAUAUCGAGUAAAAUUUCAAAAUAUUCUCCCAAAAAAACUAAAAAUCCAAUUAAAAAAUAUAUCACUAAAAAUAUAAUUCCAGAGAAAUUGAAGAAAUCAGAAUUCAAAAGAAGAUGGACUCCUGGUACAACAAAAAAAAGUGACGCAAAAUCAAAACAAACGAAAUUAAAACCUGCCAAAGAAAAUGUAAGUGAAAAUUAUAAAAAAGUGACUAGUAUUUCAGUAGAAAAUAAAGAAAUAAAUAAUAAUAAUACGUUUGAUAACCCUACCGAAGUUGACUCUAUUAUCAAAAAUAUUACAGAACACGUGGACUCUGACAUUGUUCCAACAUUAUCUGAAAAUGAUUUGUUUAAUAUAUUUCAGGGACCUGUAUAUUUACCUGAUGGUAAAAAACAAAAGAAAUACAUUGAAAAAAAUACAUUUCCACAUAAAAGAAAGCAUCGUACUACUACAGAAACUAUAUACGAUUACAUUAUUGACACUACAACCAUUAACUCACCUAAAUAUACAGACGAUUUCCCAACCAAAAUUGUUGAAGAUUCAUACGAGGCACCUAAAACUUCUACAGAAAAUUUAUAUAACUUCAAUAAUCGUAUUGACACUACAACCAUUAACUCAUUUAAAUAUACAUACGAUUACCCAACUAAAAUUGUUGAAGAUUCAUACGAGAUACCUAAAACUUCUACAGAAAAUUCACAUAACUUAAAUAAAAAUGAUUCAACUAUACAAAAUCUUAUUGAAAUUGAAGUUAAUUCUCUAAUUAGAAAUAUUACAAAAUUAUUAAACAAUGAAACAAUUGAUGAGGAUAAAAGUGUUGAAGUAGCAACUAAAUUUUCCAAUUCUAUAUUCCUACCCGAAAACGCCAGGAGAGAAGUUAAACAUUACAAUAAGACAAAUAAAUUUUCACCAAAUUUUAAGCAUGUCGAUAAAAACACACUCAAAGAACAGAAACAGAAAAAAUAUAUAUCAAAAAAGAAGAAGAAAAAAGUCUAG